Messenger RNA from Xenia sp. Carnegie-2017, 1718 nucleotides. RefSeq lists its product as uncharacterized. NCBI's taxonomy places the organism in Eukaryota, Metazoa, Cnidaria, Anthozoa, Malacalcyonacea, Xeniidae. The record is from RefSeq and is a predicted model, not a curated record.
CUUCAGAUAAUCGGGAAGAAUUCAGCAAACAAGUUGUCGACACAGUUGAUCGUAACUUUUAUGUAGAUGACUGUCUCAAGUCUUUACCAGAAAGGAAAGAAGCAAUGAAGUUGGUAGACGAACUACCAGUUUUGCUGUCUCGCGGUGGAUUCCAUCUCACAAAGUGGGUGUCAAAUGAUCGAGAAGUCUUAUCUCACGUACCUAACAAAGAAAGAGCGCCAUGCGUCAGCCUUCAGUUGGAGAAGUUGCCGAUGGAGAAAGCAUUGGGCGUUCAGUGGAAUACGGAAAGGGACACGUUGGGAUUCCGGGGAAGCAAAUUGAAAGCAGAGUCAAGAAGAGGGAUUCUAUCGUUCAUAGCUUCGGUCUACGAUCCCCUUGGUCUAGUCGCUCCUGUCGUUUUACCAGCCAAACGCAUAAUGCAAAACCUGUGUCGAGUAAAUCACGGCUGGGACGAAGAUCUCCCAAUCGAGACAAGCGAAAUAUGGCAUGAUUGGCAAAACGAAUUCCAUUCCCUUGUGAAAUUAGAAAUACCUCGAUGCUAUAAACCGCACGAAUUUAACAAGACAAGGAAUGCGGAACUCCACUAUUUUGCUGACGCAUCGACUGAAGGAUAUGGGGUAGCAACGUACCUUCGGCUGGAAGAUACCCAAGGAAGGAUUCAUUGUACCUUAGUUAUGGGCAAAUCAAGAGUUGCACCUCUUAAAACAGUCACGGUACCCAGAUUGGAACUAACCGCUGCAACAUUGGCCGUGAAGCUGAAUAAACAAAUUUGUGAUGAGUUGGAUCUGUCAAUAAGUCAAAUUGUUUUCUGGAGCGAUUCAAUGAUAGUGCUGCGUUACAUUAAGAGCGAGAACAAAAGGUUUCAAACCUUUGUAGCGAAUCGAUUACAAGUUAUUCACGAUGCUUCUACUCCGAAUCAAUGGAGACAUGUGCCAACCAAGCUCAACCCAGCCGACCUUGCAUCAAGAGGUAUAAGUCUUGGUCGCGCAACAGGCCAAGACCAACGGGACUUGCAGUUUUGGUUGAACGGACCCGAUUUCCUUUGGAAAGAUCCCAAAUUAUGGCCAACGCAGCUAGAUGACAUACCAGACGUAGAAGACACAGAUGUGGAAGUAAAGAAACCUAAAGCAAGAGUUGGUGCCGUCAUCAACUCAAAGGAUGCACCUGAUUCGCUAAUACAACUUAUCCAUCGAACAUCCGAAUGGUACAGAUUGCAGAAGUCGGUUGCAUGGCUGCUAAGAUUCAAACAGUACAUCUUAAGCCGUUAUCCAAACGGUCCAGGAUUAGAAGUACAACGUGGUCCUCUAAAGGUAAAAGAGAUUGAAUCGGCAACCCAGGAAAUAAUUAAACUUACCCAACGAAGUUCAUCUAUCAACGAGAAAACUAUGAGAGAGAGAUACGCCAAACUAUGUCCAGUCAUCGCCGGAGGAAUUGUGAGAGUUGGUGGACGUUUGGAUAAAUCAUCGCUGCCGGAAGAAUCUAAACAUCCCGCAAUUCUUGAUUCCAGUCAUCACGUUACAAAGCUCAUUGUCCGGUAUUACCAUGCAAAGGAAGGUCACGCUGGAACCAGUCAAACUCUAGCAGCAAUACGGCAACGCUUCUGGAUAAUAAAGGGACCUAGCACUGUGAAGAGUAUAGUCAAUAAUUGUGUUCCGUGUCGUCGCCGAAACCAGUCUCCAGGGAAGCAGAUAAUGGCCCCACUGCCAAAGCUCGUGUGA